Molecule: messenger RNA, 2044 nt
Organism: Lymnaea stagnalis (great pond snail)
Lineage: Eukaryota; Metazoa; Mollusca; Gastropoda; Lymnaeidae
Source: the annotation of a GenBank genome assembly
UUAUAAUAUAAAUACCGGACAUUGUACACCGACAUCUGGACGAAGCCCUGAGCAGCCGCUACCAACGGUAGACGAAGAGAACUAUUUCGUCAAUGACAGCUACGAAUCUUUUUCACAUCCAAAUUUUAGGUGAGUUAAACAAAAAAAAAAUAUUCUAAUUUGAAACUGAAUUUAAAAAUAGAAUUUGAUUUUAUUGUUUUCGUUUAGGGGGUAUAUUUUUAUCCCAAAUGUUUCUGAGUUAAAGCUCUAAUAGUAUACAUUCAACAAGGCCAAAUUUUAAAAAAAUGAGUUUAAUUCCCCCCCCCCCCCUUUAUCUGCCCUUUCUCCUUUUUUUUUUCUCUCUUUUUUUUCCUUUCUUUCGUUUUUUCUUUAUUUCUGUAUACAUUCAACAAGGCCAAAUUUUAAAAAAAUGAGUUUAAUUCCCCCCCCCCCCCACUUUAUCUGUCCUUUCUUCUUUUAUUUUUCUGUCUUUAUAUUUCAAGCUUUCGUUAUUUCUUUCACAUUGCUUGAGCGCAUUUAUUCAUUUAUUAUCCAGUAUAAAAGUUUCAUAGACCUCUUUCUAAACUCAACCAUUUCCCUGUCAUCUCCCUAGUACACUCCGUUUAGCGUCUCUUCCUCAUCAUAGACUUCUUCAUUAGCCAAACCCUUCCCCUGUCACCCCCCUAGUACUACUCUGUAUAGCUUCUCUACGUUUCGAAACCUAACCAUCCUCGCGAACCAAUAAUACAAUCUUGUCUCUCAAUAUUGCAUGGUUAAUCGCUUGACUCCGUUGACCACUUAUGUUGUUCUAACAUAUAUCUUCGAAAUUCAUUGAUUAUUUCGGAUUAACGCCACACACCCUGUUACUAUUAAUUAAUAUACCAUGAAAAAUUAGUGUGUUUGAAAUAUAUAUUGAAAAAAAAAACAUUUAUAAAUUUCUUAUUAAGGAGAUAUGAAAAAGGAGGUUUUUUUUUAAAUAAUGACAUGUUUUAAAUAUCCAUUAGCGUAGGAUAUUGUUCAGUUGUAUUGACAAUUGCUAAAAUAAUUUAUUGUCCUUCUUUUCAAAGACAGAAAUUAUGGUAAUGUAUGCAUUUUCCGGACUUUGUUGAUCAACAAGAAUAUCUUUUGGACUAAAUUCUCUAACGCCUUUAUGACAUUGUUUGUCUUAUGGCCUCGUCACGGUAAAAAAAAAAGAAGCUAUAUUAAUGGUAACGGUGACAUUCCAGAAAAUUGGUCUAAACUUUCAUUUGACACUAAACUCUCGUGAAAUUGUAGCAUUUCCAUGACCUUUUCGCUGUCUACCGUAUAUCGUGCGAUUCAAUGGGUUUACUUGGAAUAUAAAAGGCCUUAUUUUUAAUAAAAACAUUUUUCAACUUGGCGAGUGAACAAGAAAUGUAAACGCUACACGUGCUUGAAUGCAUAUUGCAAUGCUUUUUAUCAUUUCAUCAUUAAAUGUUGUUUCAAUCUCAUUGCAUGAUCUAUGUUGUUUUUUUUUAAAUUCUAAGUCAAUACAUAAUUAUUAUUAUUACCGAAUCCUCAAGAUUUUAAACCCGUAAAUGAAAAUAUAAGAAAAUUUCAAAAAAUAUUUAUUUUAUUAUUUAACAUCGAUGGGUCCAUUUUCAGAUAUUUAUUUUUCCUACAUAUACGAUACCCAAAAAGAAACUUAGUCCAAAUAUGUUUCUAUAGUUUUCAGUACCCGACCUACCUCCCCCCUUCCUUUAAAUGUGUAGAAAUGUAAAUGCAGAACAUUUAUUUUUUUUGAUUAUCCUCUUAGCAUCUUGUCCAACGGCCCCACCAAAGCCAACGUCGCCUACUUUUACGAUCCGCCGCUGAACUACGCUGACGCAAGUGCGGCCUGUGAGCGCCUGAACGCACAUCUGUUCGUAGCGUACACCGCGGAGAAAUAUUGGUUGGUGAGAUCCAUCAUCAACAUCACUCACAAGGUCUACAUUGGUCUGGACGACAUCGCCGUAGAAGGCAGAUUCGUGUGGGUGGACAGUGGUCAAGAGAUUAAUAGCUCGUUAAGGGCGUCUAUAUUCCACCCCGGACAACCGGACAACUGGGC